Candoia aspera is the source of this 6279-nucleotide messenger RNA. It is a transcript of the gene PPARD, whose product is annotated as peroxisome proliferator activated receptor delta. Lineage: Eukaryota; Metazoa; Chordata; Lepidosauria; Squamata; Candoiidae. Gene Ontology annotation, cellular component: nucleus. Bases 1295 to 2443 code for a protein of 382 amino acids. The transcript is spliced from 7 exons. The record is from RefSeq and is a predicted model, not a curated record. Gene Ontology annotation, molecular function: RNA polymerase II cis-regulatory region sequence-specific DNA binding; nuclear receptor activity; zinc ion binding. Gene Ontology annotation, biological process: negative regulation of cholesterol storage; positive regulation of fatty acid metabolic process; cell differentiation.
ACUGUUCUAGCAGUAAACCUUACAAAUAUUUGUAACUUGUUCUAAGGAAAUAUGACAAGUCCCUUCAUUGUGUAGGAUGCAAAAAUUUUUACUUAAGUUUCCUCCAUCUUAGGCCUGUUUCAGAUGAUAUAUUUGGAGAACAUACAAACCUAGGCACCACAGUGUUGUAACUUUGUGUAUUAUACAGAUAUUGAAGUUGCGAGAAUAGUAUAGUUCAAGGCUUCUUGUACACGUGAAAGACUUGUUUGGUACCAUUUAUAAAUUAUUCUGCACAAAUCAGUUACUAAGUAUUUUAAAAGCUGGUUUUUAAAAAUAGAUGUCUUAUUGCAUAGACUGGAGCUGCAAUCCCAUGAACAGUUACCUGAGAAUAAAUUAGAGCUAACCAAGUAAAUUUGAACAGGAUUGAUGACUGAAGGGUAAGAAAACUUCAUAAGGUCGUAGUUAUAGAACUAUUAAGGAUACCAUGAUGGUUUUUACAUUUUCUACCAAUCUUUUCAGUAAGGAGUCAACAUCACUCAAAAGUAGAGAUGUAAUAAGGAUUCUGUUAGUACUUUGCAGAGAGAUGUUUGUUGCAGCAAAUCUUGUGGCAUCUUAAAAAUUGGAAUAAGCUCUGGCUGAUUAAAUCUAGUUUAUCAAAUUAAGCUGAUACAUAAGGUUCCUUUUAACACUGUUUCAGCUAUGAAUCUGAGUCCUGUAUGAGUCCUGUACCUUUAAAAGGGCUUCGGCACUGCACUUAGGUUUUAUGAAGCAUCCCAGCAUUCUUGUCCCACAAUAAGUAAGCAGUUAUGCAGUAUGAAUUUGAUUUCAUUUGCAACAGUGGAAUAUGCUGCAAUGCAAUCGAAUAAAAAUCCUUACCCUACAAAUGUGUACUGGGAAACGCUCACUGAAUACAGUAGCGUUUAUGUCCUAGUAAGUGUAUUUAAGAUUGCAACAGCCGACUUGUUCUAGUUUUCCUAGUAACUGUUAUGCAUAGAGUGAAAAUCUGUUUUGCUCUUUUGCAGUUUCCUUCCACUUGGGAUAUUCCAUAUGCUGAUAUGGUGAUUUCAGAGUGGCUCUCAUUACAGGUGAACAGAGGCUAGCAGGAACAACCUGAUAAGGGCCCAUUUCCAGACAGACGUGAAUGAUGCCAGAACUAUGACAGGGGCUGCAGUCUUGGCACUGAAGGGAGGUGAUCAGUUAUGGAACAGUCAAAAGAGGAAGUACCUGAAGUCAGGGAAGAAGAGGAGGAAAAGGAAGAGACAGCGAUGGCAAUCUUUCCCAGAGUUCUUCUCCUUCUCUGUUGGACCAACUCCAGAUGGGCUGUGAUGAGGCAAAUUCAGGAAGUCUAAAUGUGGAGUGCAGGGUCUGUGGUGACAAGGCAUCAGGGUUUCAUUAUGGAGUACAUGCAUGUGAAGGCUGUAAGGGCUUCUUUCGUCGAACGAUCCGUAUGAAGCUGGAGUAUGAGAAAUGUGAGCGGAACUGUAAAAUUCAGAAGAAGAACAGAAACAAGUGCCAGUACUGCCGCUUUCAGAAAUGCCUUUCUUUAGGCAUGUCACACAAUGCUAUUCGUUUUGGCCGCAUGCCAGAAGCUGAAAAAAGGAAGUUAGUGGCAGGACUGACAGCUACUGAAAUCAGCUGCCAGAACCAGCAGGUGGCUGAUCUGAAAGUCUUUUCCAAGCACAUCUACAAUGCCUACCUGAAAAAUUUCAACAUGACCAAAAAGAAAGCACGAGGCAUCUUAACUGGAAAAGCGAGUAGCACCCCACCUUUUGUGAUUCAUGACAUGGAUACCCUAUGGCAAGCUGAAAAGGGUCUGGUGUGGAAACAACUGAUAAAUGGGAUGCCACCAUACAAAGAGAUUGGUGUUCAUGUUUUUUACCGCUGCCAGUGUACAUCAGUGGAAACCGUGCGGGAGCUCACUGAAUUUGCCAAGAGCAUUCCUAGCUUCAUCAGCCUUUACCUUAAUGAUCAAGUAACUCUCUUGAAAUAUGGGGUACAUGAAGCCAUCUUUGCCAUGCUUGCCUCUAUCAUGAAUAAGGAUGGACUCCUGGUGGCCAAUGGGAAUGGUUUUGUGACACGUGAGUUCUUGCGCAGCUUGCGCAAGCCCUUCAGUGAAAUCAUGGAGCCCAAAUUUGAGUUUGCUGUGAAGUUCAAUGCCCUGGAGCUAGAUGACACUGACUUGUCUCUGUUUGUAGCUGCCAUCAUCCUGUGUGGAGACCGCCCUGGCUUAAUGAAUGUUAAACAAGUAGAGAAGAUACAAGACAAUAUUCUCCAAGCUCUUGAGUUCCACCUACAAGCUAAUCAUCCACAUACUCAAUACCUCUUUCCUAAGUUGCUGCAAAAAAUGGCUGACUUGAGACAGUUAGUGACUGAGAAUGCACAGCUGGUGCAGAAGAUCAAAAAGACAGAGACAGAGACUUCUCUGCACCCUCUCUUGCAGGAAAUCUACAAGGACAUGUACUGAGGAGCUUAUAUUUAUCAGAGAUAGGUGAAAGCCAUGGAAUCCAGCAAAUGCUUGUACAUUAGCAAAGAAAUCCCUGCGUCUUCCAUUCCUUCUACUGGAAUUGCAUUGCCAGAUGAUUGCUGUAUGCUGUACAUAGGGGCUUACAGUAGAAAUCAUGGAAUUUACCAUAUGGUAUAGACCAGAGGGCUUCCGUUAACAUACACUAAAUGAAACUUAAUUCAUUGCUACAGUUCAGCUCUUGGAGCAGCUGAUGUAUUUACACACACCCUACAAAUGUGCUUGAAUUGUUCUAGUGGAUAACGUGAAUUGUGCCCAGAUUAUUAAAGCAAGCAGUACCUUAAAUGACAGGUACAGAAAUAGCACUUACAUCAUAAUCCUGUUACAUAAUAUUUUUAUAUUGCACUCUGAAAUUUUGGCUGGCCCUAAGUAUAAAUUAUAGAAUGUUACAAAGAAACUAUGUGGGUGUAUAAAUUUCCCAAAGAAACAUCCAAGUGUUUCAUGAGGAGCAUGAAUACUCCUUGUGGAGACUCUUUCAUUGGAAAGGCCUUUCCUCUUCAACCUCAGUGCACAAAAAUGGACAUGUCUUCUGGCUGAAAGGCCUGUCCUCCACAUGGGUUUCUACAUGCUUUUACUCAUUCUACACUGCAGUGUGUUGAAGCUCUUUAUGAACAUGUAUAGUGCUUGCUUAUUUACUGUAGAGAAGUGGGCUUUCCUCUCCCACUGUGUUCAGGUGCUCACCCAGUAAUGAGCUGGAUCUGAAAAAGGGUGAGGAUGGGACUUUCUCUUAGAUGAUAGCUGCCAAGUGUACAUUUGUGUCCAUUUCAGCUAAGGUGGCUUUAAUGUUCUCUAAAUUUUGAGAAAAAUCAUCUGUUUCUGUUUUGGGGAGGGGAAAAUACAGUAUAAGGUGGAUUUUAAAAGGCAGCAGAUAGAUUCCUGUGCAAUCAGGGUGAUUUAAGGAUGUAAAUGGAGGCAGGAGUAAUUUAUUUUGUCAUUUUUAAUGCAGCUUCUUAUCCCUGUCCUUUCCAAGAGGAGGAAUCCUAAUAUGUGGAUUGCACCUGUGUUUCUCCCACAAGCACAAAUGCAUCAUAUGCUUUCCAUAAUCAAUUAGGAAGAAUCGUUUUAUGUUAAAAAGUUUUCUAUGUUCAGAAACAUUUUAACCAUUCUUUCUGAACAGGUCCUUGUCAGAGAGUCAAAACAAUUUAUUUAAUAUUUCCCUAGGAUGUGGACUGGGUUACAAUACAUUUUUGGCUCCUUUUUCUUUCAUGAUGGGUCCUGCCUCAUGCCAUAGGUGUGCCAGACAGCUUUUGCUAAUAUAAAUUAUCAGCAUAGAUUUUCUUUAAUAUAGAAGAAUCUCGUGUGUGAGGACUUUACUGUCAUACUGAUGUGCCAUAAUAUGGAGUCAUUAUGCCUACACCAGGUUGAUGUAAUGUGGGGUUUGUUAGGCUUCUUUCCUUGGUAACUUCCAAUGUAUUGAAAUAGAUCAGCACAAUGGUUGAAUUUGGCCUUAAAAACAUUGUCAUGUAAUUGUGGUAAUGUUUUUCUUGCUACAUUGUCAAGUGGAUUGCUUGCUUUCAGAGAAGAAGAGGAGAAACUACUAUAAAAACAACCGUGAAUAGCAAAAAUAAUAUAUCGACACACGUAUAUGGCAACAGAAUUUCAGAUGUUGCAAAUGUUGCUUAACCUUGCUGGUUGUGUUUCAGCUCAAAUCCUGUAGAUUUUCUGCUUGUUCUGCAUAGUACUUUUUCAUUCUAAAUUUGGGUAUAGAAAUUGUCAAAGAGCUUUCAGUCUUAAUUCAUGACAUUAAUAGGUAAGAACAUUUUCAAAUGGGCUCUUUUUAAAGUACCACUCAUGUUUUUGGAAACAAAGCAGUGUUUAGCAAUAGCUUUAUGUGGAGGAGGCCUCUGAUUCACAGCAAGGGGUUAAAGGAAUCAUGUAGCAAGUGAUAAGAAAGCUUCCACCUAAUUUAGAGCAAGUAUGCCAUUUAGAGUAAGUAUGGUACAUUUGUCAAAAACCAGUUUGGUCUUGUGCAAAUUAGCUUGCUGUGCUCUCCUUUAUGCCCUUAGCUCUCUGAGAGGAAAAUACUAAACUACUGGUCUUUCUUUCUGAGGCACAAAUAGCAGAAGGAAAAGAUAUGACUUAGGCAACAUGUACUCUUGCUUUAGCAGAAUACCUUUUUUAGGCUAGAACAGGCUGCAAACUGUCCCUGCAUCAGGCUACCAUUCGGGGAUGGGGCCUAACUUGGGAAUAAGCAUGUGCUUUAAAUGAAGAAAUCCCAGAUUCUGUUUCCAGGUGGUAUUGGGAAAGAGAUGUAUUUGAUAUCCUGGAAAACUACUGCCAGCAAUCACUAUAAACCAGUAUUUCUCAACCUCUUUAAGAGUGUGGACUUAAAGUGGACUCUCAGAAUUCCUCAGCCAGCCAUCCACACAUCUUAAAGUUGCAGAGGUUGAGAAACACUGCUAUAAACAGUACUGAGAUACAAUUAGAGAUAAGGCAGCUUCCUAUCUUCCUACACUAGUUAUACUGUUUAGCUGUCCUAGCCAAUUAAUAUUCUAUUAUUAUGACUCAUAAGAGUCAUAUAAUUUGGUAGAUCCAGAGCCUGAGUAUCUUUUAAAAUAAGCAAAUGCUUAUUUAAAAAUUAUUUUCAAGCAAAAAUAAUUGGAUGGAAAUUUGAAUAGGGCAGCCACGUUGCUCAAGUUUUAUUAUAAUCUGGCUAAUUUACUACCAACUUUUUAAAAGAGAACCAGAAUGAACUUUGCAAGCUAUAGAUACUCUUGCAGUUAAACCACAAAUUUCAGAUAGACUCAUGUUUAACAACUUGCCUGAUAGACACAUCUAGUCAGGAUUUCCAAAUAAGUUGUUGAAGCUAGUGAAAAAUGGAUCAGUAAUUUUCUCCCCUUCUUGAUGUUUGUGGUUGCAAGAAGUAUCUUCCUUGUUAGAAAUCCAUUUUUUAAAUAUUGAUCCUUCCUCUGGAACCCCCAUAAAAAUCCUGACAACCAGACAUGUAAGAGACAUGCAAAAAAAAUAUUUUGCUGGUGGUAAAGCUUUAUGCUAUUAAAGGGGCUGUGUACAUGUCUAUGCAGAAAUAAAUUCUUUGGGGAUAGUUUUGCAGCCAUAGUAUUCCUCUUACCUCUUCUGCAUCAAAAAAUUGUUUUUUUCCAUGAGUUCCAAUCUCACACUGCCAAUACUAUAGCUGCAAAUCCUGUGCUUUAUUUUUCUACAGUCAGGCCCAUAAUAGUUAAGGAAUUUUUGUGAUCUUCAUGCAUAGGAUAGUUCCAUUAGCAGUUCUGACAUGAUAGCUACCAUGUGUAACUAGCUGGAAUGUUGUUUUUCUUGAUAACUUAGGGGAAGUGAGGUACUUGUUCCUUCUUCCAACUCUGCACAGAUACACAGUACUUGAUUUUGCUGUGCCUCUAUUUCCAGAAUGAAUAUAAGUGGGAAAUUCUACCUCUACCUUGCAGGAGUGGUGUCAAGUUAGUGGAAUGUGUUUUAUUAUGAGAAUUCAUGUUGCAGGAGCCACAGGUGGGCAAAUCACUGAAAAUAAUGGCUUGUGAUUUUUAUAUCUCAGCAUCUGCCUUAGACCUUCAUUCUUAGUCACGAUUACUGAAGGCUUCUUUGCCCAGCAUCUUGCUGUUCCCCAGAAGAUGCUGGACAAAUAUUUGCAGCACCAGUAGAGUCUGCACUCUUUUUUUUUUUUUGCUGAGGGUGUGAUGUCAGAAUAAUGUAGCAAUCCUCAAAUUGAAAUGUAUAUUUUUGCUAGAAGUUUAAAUUUCAGGUGUUUUUAAUAACAAAUAGUGACUGACGUUAAAAAAAAAUAGAAAUAAAUAUUUAAGAAACUA